Tarenaya hassleriana is the source of this 838-nucleotide messenger RNA. RefSeq lists its product as uncharacterized. Lineage: Eukaryota; Viridiplantae; Streptophyta; Magnoliopsida; Brassicales; Cleomaceae. The transcript has a single exon. The record is from RefSeq and is a predicted model, not a curated record. Bases 122 to 781 code for a protein of 219 amino acids.
UCGAACUCGUCCUGCAUUUAAAUGGACCUUGAACCCAACCUUAUGCUUCUCUAAAUCUCAAAAAAAAAAAAAAAAAGGAGCGACCAAAAUAAAAUCAUUAAAAGAAAAAAAAAGAAGAAGAAUGAACAGAAACUCUAGUGGAGACGAGUGGUUACAGUACUUCGAACAACAAGUACAGGAGAUGGGUCGGUCGGUCAACGCCCUCGACAUGACGUCAUCGUCGGAAUCUUUCACCGUAUGCCACGUGGCAGCGCCGGAGAACGCCGGACGGAGACCUAGGACAUCGAGGAGAGCCAAACCCACGACUCUGCUCAACGCAAACCCUAGCAACUUCCGAGCCAUAGUUCAGCAGUUCACCGGCUGUUCCUCCGCCGGAGAAAACUCCGUCCGGAGAAGAGGUCCGGUGACUUUGAACUUCGGGUCGCCGAGCUCGGUCUCGGAGGAAGACGUUUUCCCGCGCUCAGGCGAUGGCGGAUACCAGCGGAAUUACGAUAAUGCCCUUCACGGUUCUUGGCCGCCGCGGCGCGAGGAAAACGGUGCCGGAGGUAAGGGAAGGGCGUCGUAUGGGAUGGCCCAUGAAAGCGGUCUGAUGUCGCAUGGUUCGAGUGAUGAUCAUCAUCAUCAUGAUCAUCACCAUGAUGAUGGUGUCACGAGGGAAUAUUCGGGGAAUACUAGUUCUGAUAUGUAUAUUGAUUAUGAUGAUAUUUCCCAGGGUGAACUCUUUGACACCACUAUGUUUCAGGAGUUCACGAAGGGUGAUAUCGAUAGGAUGCUUGAUUAGUAUAUAUAUAUAUAUAUAUAAACGUUAGGGAAAUAUAUAACUCGAUUUCUUCAACAA